AAAAAGAGGUUGGCGCCAUAAAGCAUUUCUUCUUUUCGUUUCUCUGACUGGGUAUAAGCUGUAUCGCCAAAAAAAGAGAAGGUUGAGAAUGGAGAACGAUGGGGGAUGUAGUAGCCACAAAAGUCUUUACGAGGUUCUGGGAGUGGGAGCAACAGCAAGUCAACAGGAGAUAAGGAAAGCUUACCACAAGUUGGCUCUCAGGCUUCAUCCUGACAAAAACAAGGACGACCAGGAAGCUAAAGAGAAAUUUCAGCAGCUGCAGAAGGUGAUUUCGAUUCUCGGUGAUGAAGAGAAAAGGGCUGUCUAUGAUCAAACUGGCUCCGUUGACGAUGCUGAUCUUUCGGGAGAUGUGGUUGACAACUUGAGGGACUUCUUCAAGGCAAUGUAUAAGAAGGUCACCGAGGAAGAUAUUGAAGAGUUUGAGGCAAACUACAGGGGCUCUGAGUCUGAGAAGAAUGAUCUGAUUGAGCUCUACACCAAGUUUAAGGGUAAAAUGAGCAGGCUCUUCUGCUCAAUGCUUUGCUCGGACCCCAAGCUUGAUUCACACCGUUUCAAAGAUAUCAUCGAUGAGGCCAUCGCAGCAGGGGAAGUGAAGUCAACCAAAGCUUACAAGAAAUGGGCAAAGGAAAUCUCAGAAACUAAACCUCCCACUAGUCCCCAAAAGAUGAGACAGAAGAAAGCUAAAGCGAGCGCAGAGACGGAUCUCUACGCUCUAAUUUCACAGCGAAGAGAUUCGAGGAAAGAGAAGUUCGAUACAAUGUUCUCAUCACUUGCCUCCAAGUAUGGUAGCAGUAGUGCUGACACAGAAGAGCCAAACGAAGAAGAGUUCGAAGCUGCCAAAAGAAGAGUUGAAAGCCGGGUUUCGUCCAAGAAGUCAAGAAGAAAGUAAAGCUUUUUGGCUGGAGGAGGGGUUUGCAAUCAAAGUAAGUAAGAAGAUGUGUGGUUUGUGAUGGUCAAGAAAGUCUGGAGAAUUUACGUUAUCACAUGUUCGUUUCCUAAGGUUAAAUUUAUGGUAAUGCUAAUGCUAAUGCCUACUCUCUCCUCGUUGCAAUAUUUGAAAGU
Raphanus sativus (radish) is the source of this 1062-nucleotide messenger RNA. Its product is annotated as chaperone protein dnaJ 6-like. The transcript has 8 exons. Lineage: Eukaryota; Viridiplantae; Streptophyta; Magnoliopsida; Brassicales; Brassicaceae. The coding region runs from base 89 to 889 and encodes 266 amino acids. The record is from RefSeq and is a predicted model, not a curated record.